UCCGCGCGCCGCCAUCUUAUUUCCAGAAACGAGUAGAAAGAAGAGCCGGACAGAGAAGGCGGUGACAAGUCCCGUAAAUAACGGAUUUCUUAGGUCUACUAAUUCACUGUAGUCAACUGGUAAUUACCUCGAUUUACUGAAAUGUUGUUCUGUUACUAAAUACCCACCGUGUAUUUUCAUGCGCAAUAAGAUACAUCCAUUUUUCUGCCAUCAUAAUAUGCUAGCACCUUAGCUAACCAUGGCUGGUUAACUUACUAAGUAAGCUCAGGAGAACGAUUAAGUUAAAACCAGCAGAAAUUGAUCAACGGAUGACUUCAGAUUGGCUACUAGCGACAAAUUCAAAAAUAGAACAUUUCCGUGCUAACAAAUGUUUACAUCGUGAGUUUUGUACUGUACCAUCAACGAUAUCCCGCACAUUUGGUUAGCUAUCCUAGCUCUCAUUGGCAGUCAACUUUCGGAUACAGUGGACACGUUUAUUGAUGCUACCUUAUGCUUCUAAUGUGCCUUUAACUCAUCUUUAAGUUUACUCUGGUAUGUAGUGGCGUAUUUGUUAGGAAAAAAGUCAAUUGUAAACGUUAAUGUAAACGUGCUUCGAUGUGAUGUUGAUGGCAAGCUUUGGAUAUUUUACAUUGCUAGCAACGAACGACUUGCUAACGUUGCUAGCUGGUUUUAUGUAAUAGCUAAUGUCAACCUUUCCAUACUCGUGUGGCUGGAGAGCUUGGUCGGUAUUUAUAGACGUGCUUAUAUUACGUACCCACAUAAAAAGAAGACAGUGGUAGCUAACGCUGACCAACCUUUUGUUGCAGUAGCAACGAGUGAAGCUGCUGAACCGCGCGCUCUUCACGUAAUUCUGGUAAAAGAAACAGUCUUGUAUUGCUUCUGUGUUCUGUGCGUUUUAUAGCUAACCAGCUACCUACCAGCACGAUUUCACUAGUGCUGUUUCGGAGAGCAGGCCCCUAUUUGUAACGAUGUUGCUCCCCUACCAUAAAGUAUUAGGUAUUCCUGCAACGAACACCUCUAUUAAUUUGUUAUACAAUGUAUAUCUGUCAGCAAUAUUUAUGACAUGGGGUAGGCCUAACUUUCCAAUAGUAAGGACACAUGGGGGCAGUUUGUUUAACUAUGGAAAAUGCCUGAAUAGAAAUGACAAAGCUGUAUUGUAUUUAGAUUGUGUAACAUAGUACCUGUCAUUGCAUCAUUGUAAUAUGAUGGCCUUGAGUCAUCAGUCAGUUCCACUCUGAAUCAUGAAGUUGUUUGAUUGGGCCCAGGCUGGGGGUUAGUGUUGUCUUUGGAGCUCUUAAACACUCAUGCAUAGUCUCUGGCAACACUAUUGAGAUGAUGAUAAAAAGUAGUCUCUGUCUGCCAAAAUACUGUUGGUGUGUGAGUUCUUUCGCCCCACCAUCCACAUGUAGAGGGGACGCUACAGAUCUCUCUCUCCCCCCCUUAAAAAAAAAAAAAGUUUUUCAACUGUGUGUAUGUCGGGAAGUGUUUUUCUCUUUUCUCUAUUUAGGUGAAGAAGCGACAUCAUUCAAGAUUUUUGUUUUUACACUUCCAUUUUUGGAUAUGGAAAAUUUCCUUUUUUUAUUGACGAGAGGAUGGAAAGCCUCAUUCUGUCUCCCCACUCCUCCCCAUAUUUUCACCCCUUCAUCUGUUGCCUCUUCCCUAUUUCGUUGGAAGGUCCUCUCUCAACACUCCUCCCCAGUCUGCACUUUUUUUCUUCAAUUACCCUACUUUUCAGAAGAUACAAGAUGCCCUCCCCCUUUUAAUUGUUGACCUUUUUUGAUGCCAAGCUGUUUUUUUUUUUUUUUUUAAAUCCCCGGGGAGAAACAUCAACCCAGAAGAUUAUUUUCCAAGGCCACCAUUCCUCUCACAUCUAAAUUGUCUUCACCUUUCCACUAUUAAUUAAAAAAAAGGAAAGAGAGAAAAAAAAAACCAAGAAAAAAAAGAGACUCAGAGCAACGUGGAUCAGUAGUAGUUGGUCAGGCUAACGGGAGCAGUAGGAUCUGUCUCGCCGUGCUUUCACUCUUUACUCAUGGAUCAAGUGUUCCUUCAGGAUAUCUGCCUCGUCUUGGACCACACUACGUCACGAGAAGAACUCGGCCAUUCUUCUCAGCUGCUCCAGGGAGAGCAGAGGCCCUGAAGGAGUCCAGAGCCAGAGAGAGAGAGAAUCCGGAGCCGCCUGACCUGACCCAUCCCAGCAUGAACAACAACGGAGAUGACUGCUACUUCUUCUUCUACUCCACCUGCGCCAAGGGCGACAGCUGCCCCUUCAGACACUGCGAGGCGGCGAUGGGCAGCGAGGUGGUGUGCAGCCUCUGGCAGGAGAGCCGCUGCUUUCGCAAGGUCUGCAUGUUCCGCCACAUGGAGAUCAAGAAAAACAGGAACGCUAUCCCGUGCUACUGGGAGAACCAGCCCGGGGGAUGCCAGAAGCCUCACUGUGUUUUUCACCACGAGAAACCGCGCUUCUCUCAGAAUAAAGUUGUGAAGAAGGAGGGAGAGGAGGAGCCUGUUCAAGAAGAUCCCUCAGCCCCUAAUCCCUCCAACCCACAGCUGCGAGGCGUCAUCAAGUCUGAGACACAGGAAAACGUGCCCAGCCCCACCCACCCACCCGUGGUCAUCAACCCUGUUGAUGACGAAGAUGAGGACGAGGAUGAUCAAUUCUCUGAGGAUGGAGAAUCCAAGUCCUCCCCCAGGAAGCUGCUGUCUGGCCCCAAAGACGAUUCCCUGAACUUCAAUGUGCGUACCCUGGAGGAGAUUCGGCUACGGAAAGCCUUGAAGGCCAGUUUAAGGAAAGCAGAAGCCGCAGGGCUCACCGCGCCAGCCCCGCAGAACAACGGCAGCACUGGAGAGGAGAACAUGCGCUUUACCCGACGCCCAGCACUUUUCACCGCCAAGAACCGUCCAGAGGAGGCAGGAAGGAGGAGAAUUGCAGAUCGCCUCGAACCAAGAACUCCCCCUCACGAUGGUGUGAUGGUGCAGGGCGAGCUGCCUCUGAAGCGUAGCCUGGCUCAGCGCCUCGGAGGGAAGGUGGACGGCUCUGAGGACGAGCCACAGCAGCAGACUCCUCAGUGGGGUGGGCGCUCGUUGAAGGAUAGACUGGGCCAGCCAGUGGACUCCAGCAGCAGAAGCAGCAACAGCAGCAGCCCUCCCCCACCCCUUCCAUCUACCCCCGCCGGCCUCCUGCCCACCCCCAGCCGGGCAGCACCGCCCGGCCAGAUCCGCAUCAAGACGCUGGAGGAGAUUCGCCAGGAGAAGGCUGCCAAGUCCCAGGCUCCACAGCCCUCCGCAGACGCCCCAGUGGACCCUCCCAAGAAGGUCACCACCACCACCCCUGUUACCUUCUCCGAGAACCCUCCCAAGAAGGUCACCACCACCCCCGUUACCUUCUCCGAGAACCCUCCCAAGAAGGUCACCACCACCCCCGUGACCUUCUCCGAGCACCUCCUGGCCAAGAAGAAGAGUGAGCUGCCUAAGAGAAGGGUACGGGUGGUGGGCGAGACGGUCAGUGCGCAGCAGGAACAGCAGAAACAGGCUAAAGAAAAAGACAGCCCUGAUGCUGCUGCUGCUACCACUACCACCUCUGCCACCAUCCCCGCCCCUGCUGCAAAGCCAUCCCCCAGCUCCAGCCCCAACCCCAGCCAGCCGAGCGGUGGUCAGGUGCGGGUGAAGACCCUUGAGGAGAUCCGUCGUGAGAAGGCGGCGAGGCUGGGAGCCCAGGCCCCGAGUCCUCCUGCCCCCGCCUCUGCUACUGCUCAGGAACAGAAGAAAGUCCUGCGCAUCAACAAGGCACCUUCACCUGCAUUAGCUGACACAAACGUGCAGAAACCAGCAAAUGUGCAGAAACCAGCUGAGGUGGCAGAGAAGCCAAAGGAUGGUCCACCUAAUGAGGUGGCCAAUGGGAAAGUGGCGGCGUCGGCGGUGGUGGAGAAGGUGCGUCCGGACUCCAGCUCGGCCCAGGUGAAGGUGAAGAGCUUCGAGGAGAUUAUGAGGGAGAAGCAGCUCCGCAAGCAGCAGGAGAAGGAGCAGCAAGCCGAGGUCACCCAGUCCCAGCCUUCUACUGCACCACCAACGCCACCAGCAGCAGCUACCCAGAAGCCGACUGCCACAGUCAAGCUUGUCACCUCCCCUGCCCCCACCCCUGCCCCUGGCCAUACCUCCACCACUACCACCCCUGCCCCUGUUCCCACCUCCACAUCCACCCCGACACCCAGUCAGCCCUCUCCGGUUGUUGGCCGCAGACAGGCUGCUGCGAGGGGCAAGGCGGCCCUGGCUAAAUCCGCACAGACCUCGGCACCGGAACCAGAACCGACACCGGCACCCGCUGUCCACACUACUGAACCCCCAGCUGCUGCUGAUGUGAGUACGUCUCCACUUGGGCGUGGGGGAAGGAAGCGCAAGGUCGCUGCCACUCCUGCCCCAGCUCCUGCUCCAGUCCCUGCCGCUGCCCCUUCCCCUGGUCAGCAGUCGCCUUCCCCAGGCACCACACUGCCAGACAAUGUGGCGUCUGCAACAAAGCUGAAGGCAGCUGCAGCUGCAGCUUCAGCUCCGGCUGCUGCCCCAGCCCUCACCCCCAGCCCGGUUCAGCAGCAGGUCCCUGCCCCAGUGGUGGUGCAGCCGGAAGUGACUGUGAGUGCCGCGAAAAGGCAGAGGAUGGCUCCUGUGCCCGCUCCUGCUCCUCCUCCUCCUCCGGCACCAACACUGGCUGGGCCUCCCACACCUGCCCCAGCUCCCGUUCAGCAGGUCCCUGUCCCCGUCCCCGUCCCUGUUGUGCAACCAGAUGUGAGUUCUGCGAAAAGGCAGAAGACCUCUGUAGCUGUAGCUGCGGCUCCGGCUCCAGCACCAACCCCAACCCCUGCACCCAUGGCUGUUCCGCAGGCUGCCGUGCCAACAACACCGGCACUCCCAGACACAGCCUCUGAAGCCAGCCCCCUCAAGAAGUCCCCGGAGAACAAAGUGAAGCCCAAGGUGAAUGUGAAGCCGGUGGUGAAGGCGUCCGCAGUGAAGCCUUCUGCUCACGUGCGGCCGGGCCAGAAGAGGAAAGCGGCAGCGGGGGGCCAGAGUUCGGCUGUGGCGGCGGUUAAACCCCUCAGCUCCAGCUCCCCCAACCCCACCCCCGCUGGACAGGAGGUGCCCGAGCUGCAUGAGCCGCCCAGCAAACGCAUCGAGCUCUGUGCUCCCUCGUCGUCCGUGUUGGAGACGUCUGCCCCGGUGGCUCAGAUCCCACUCCAGGGCCCCACGGUCAGCAGCUCUGCCCAGGAGAGCAGUGACGAGCCCCAGACCGUGCCGGUGUUUGAGCACAGCCCCACCACAACGGUCACCUGCGUCCCAGCAGAGAGCAUCAUGGCGGUCCCCCAGAGCCCCAAGACGCCGAGCCAGCCGAAGUCACGCAGGGGAAGCACCACCACCGCCGCUGCCACUCGAAACACCAGCACCACCUCUGCAGCUUCCAGCACCUCAGCCGUGGACGAUUUCGAUGAGCUCAUCGGCGAGUUUGACAUGGAGGAUGACGAGGUGGAGCUGGACCCUGACAAGGGCGAGGAUGACAUCCUCCUGGAACUAUCGGAGAUGAUCGGCAGCUGAGGGUCGUUGGAGACUGCAGUCCAGACAAACCCACCGCGCAGUCGUGCACCCCUUUCUUUCCACUGUUACUGCCAUUCAGAAUGGGAGGGGAGAAAGACAAAAAAAAACAUUUUCUUAAAGCAUUUAAGCAUUUUAAUUUUUUCCUCAGUGUUUUUUUGUUUUUAUGACACAAUGGAUUUGUUGCAAAGUAAUUAGUGUUUUAAGUGUUUUAAAUGAUUUUCAGACACGUUUUUUUUCUGUUCAUGGUCCUCUUCCUUAAAGACAAUAUCAAGUCUUUUGGUUUAGCUUGUGUUUAGGAAGCAAGUCCUGUUCAUACCUCCACCUCCCCUUUAAGGAAGCAUCGGGCAGAUGGAGACAAGAUGAGAAGAGAAUCAUGUUGCUUAUUCUGUAUACUGUGUAUGCAAACAUCCUACCGUCAAGGAGCCUUGGAACAGGGCUGAGGGCUCUUCAAGCCCAAUUGGACACCAUGUCCUUAUGCUCUCUUGUGCUACAAAAUCCCUUCAGAUCAUGUACAGAAUUGUAUUUUUAUUUCCCCUUUUAAUUCAUUGUAUGAAUUCAACUGUUCAUGACUCUUAUCCCACAAAGAUGUGAUCUGCAACCCAUUGCAUUUUCAACCCCCGGGAAGCUCAAAGCCAUAGCUUACCUGAGCGUUUGAUAUGUCUCUAUGGUCCUUUGGUGUUCAUAGUUAAGUCCUCUUAGGACACCUGUUCUUAUUUUGUGUUUGUUUGUGCUGUUUUUAUCACUGGCAUCUGUAUGCUACACAUUAUUUCAAGGGACCAUGUUGUAUCUAUAUUUUUCAAUCACAAUUAUGGCUUGGAAAAAUGCUUCUCAGGGACAACGCUAGAGCAAGUCUGAUGGUUGCAAUGCAGGUGGCAAAUACUUUUCUCUGCUGAAAUGUAUCUUGUGCUUUUACCCCUGUUUUGUGUAGCCUCUUCAGUAGUGUGUAGUGUGUUGGGAUAUGAGUUUUGUGUGUGUUCAGCUCUGUUGGUUCACACAUCUUCUGUAAGUCGUUGUAAAUAAUAAUAAAACAUGUUAUGAUA
Molecule: messenger RNA, 6617 nt
Organism: Engraulis encrasicolus (European anchovy)
Lineage: Eukaryota; Metazoa; Chordata; Actinopteri; Clupeiformes; Engraulidae
Gene: zc3h11a
Product: zinc finger CCCH-type containing 11A
Exons: 17
Coding region: 2197-5577 (1126 amino acids)
Biological process (GO): poly(A)+ mRNA export from nucleus
Molecular function (GO): metal ion binding
Source: RefSeq, a predicted model, not a curated record